CUACGAAGUGUUGCACAGGCACGCGAUGUAGAUCCGACGUGCUGCUCUACGAGAACGGAUGAAAGUUUCUGUUUUGAACGCAUGCUGAGUGUUUAUGAGAACAUAAACCGGUAGGUGAAGCGGUGGUGACAGGAUUUGCCAUGGCACAUCAACCACUCAUCAAAACAAGGCAGGCAGAGAAAAUAAUCAAUGGAAUAUCAACUCAAGUUGUUUGCACAGAAUUCAGCAACUACAUCUUCAUUGUCCUUACACAGUAUGGGAAGAUCGGGACCCUUGUAUCUAUAACACCUGAUGCAAGAUGCGGUGACAUCAGCACCCCUAUGUUUACUACGAAGGUGCUCCUAGGAAAAGAUGAGGCUCUGACGCAUGUUUAUGCAAAAAAUAUUGCAACAUUUGUGUCGCAGGAAGCAGGAAAUCGACCUGUUCUUUUGGGACUUGCGCUCAAAGACUGCAGUGCUGAAAACAUGAAAACUCUGAAAGAUAUGAUCAAAAGCUGCCAAGUGUGGUGACCAGAAGGACUUAUGGAAAACAUUCAUGAAACACUUUGUGGCACAAAAUAAUCAUUCUUGUGAAUGUUUUUUUUAACUGAUUAACUGUCAUCUUUUUAUGUGUUUGUUAUGACAUUGUGUUAAGUUUGGAUAUUUUCCUUCAGUGUCACUGCUGAAAAGUACAAUGAUAUUGAAUGUAUUAGGUUUGGAAGAGGACCAUCACUUACAUAAUGUUGAAUUUCUUCACUAUGGAGAGGAAUUCAUGCCAAAUUGAAAAGCAGUCUCUAUAGUGGAAAAAUGUGAAAUGCAGUGCACAUGUGACAUGCGAAAUAAGUGUUGAAAUGAAGAAGUAAAACCUAUAUUACAUUAUCACAUCGCUUGACCUCUUCACUGAAAAACAACAAACUACCUUGAAAUGUAAUGAAGGCACAGCUAUACUGCUUUCCACCUUGCAGGACUUUACACUGAUAUGCCUCAUUGAAAUGCAGUCAUAACAGUGAAAACAGUGAAAUGCAAUGCACACAUGACUUUACUUUUUCAUAGGGGCCAUGCAGAAUGAGAGCCAAAAUGAAAAGCAGACCUACAGUCGACUACAUUGCUUCCACAUCGCUUUUUUUGUACUUCAAACAUGUUGAAAUUCAAUCAAAACAGCGGAACACACAGCACACGAGAUCGUGUUUAAACAGUAACAUGUGGAAAAUGUGCCAACGUUAAAAGUAAAACAGUGUUCCUCAUUCACAAACUGUUUUUAAGAAGAAAUUUCUUUUUAAAACCCUUUUAUACGGAGCCCUGCUGGUGACAUCCCAUAUAAAUAAAAAUAAUGCAUGCCACGCUGUUUUAACGCAUGGGAACGAGAUCCUAAUGCAUGGCCAUGACUUAGUAAGGUGUGCAAAUGAGAUCAUUAAGUCGUGGCCACGACUUAGUAAGGUGUGGGAACAAGAUUAUGCCUUACUAAGUUGUGGCCACACAUUAUUUUUAUAAACACCAUGCAACCAGCGGGGCUCUGUUCUUUUACGCAGUUUUCACGAAGAUUCUGACAAUCGCCAAUGUUUUCUUAUUUGGGAUUUGUUCUUAGGUAAGAACAGAAUCUACAGCCACUCAAGAGCACAAAGGUGCAGUCCUGUGCUUAAAGAACACAUUAUGAAUCUGACAGACAUUUUCUUAGGCCCUUUCUCAAGAACACAUUUAAGAACAAACUUAGGACGAUAUUGGUGAAAGAGACCCACUGCAUGGUGCAAAUUGCUGUGUCUUUGUUAUAUUCAAGGUAGAUUGUAUUCAAUUCUGACAUGAAUCCAGCAUUUAAUUUUUAAAAUGCAAAUAUUCAUGUGCUGUUUUUCAGUCAAGAGGUCAAGCCAUGUAAAAACAGUGUAACAGAGGUUUUGUUCUUCAUUUUGACACAUAUAUUCAUGCCACUACGUAAAAGUAAUGCCAUGCAUUGCAUUCCACAUAUUUUUCAUUGUAGUGAUUUCUUUUGAAUUUGGCACAAAUUCCUCUCCAUACCUCACAACUGUCAGCUUCCUUAUUGUUUUAUUAAAGUGUUGCAUUUGUUUA
Molecule: messenger RNA, 2039 nt
Organism: Colossoma macropomum (tambaqui)
Lineage: Eukaryota; Metazoa; Chordata; Actinopteri; Characiformes; Serrasalmidae
Gene: psmg3
Product: proteasome (prosome, macropain) assembly chaperone 3
Exons: 3
Coding region: 141-509 (122 amino acids)
Biological process (GO): proteasome assembly
Source: RefSeq, a predicted model, not a curated record